Ctenopharyngodon idella (grass carp) is the source of this 2378-nucleotide messenger RNA. It is a transcript of the gene gpr34a, whose product is annotated as G protein-coupled receptor 34a. The record is from RefSeq and is a predicted model, not a curated record. The transcript has 2 exons. Gene Ontology annotation, molecular function: G protein-coupled purinergic nucleotide receptor activity. NCBI's taxonomy places the organism in Eukaryota, Metazoa, Chordata, Actinopteri, Cypriniformes, Xenocyprididae. Bases 351 to 1535 code for a protein of 394 amino acids. Gene Ontology annotation, biological process: G protein-coupled receptor signaling pathway. Gene Ontology annotation, cellular component: membrane.
AGAGAGAGAGAGAGAGAGAGAGAGAGAGAGAGAGAGAGAGAGAGAGAGAGAGAGAGAGAGAGAGAGAGAGAGAGAGAGAGCGCGAGCACAUGCAGCGACUGCAGACGUUCUGAGCAUUUGGAAGGGAAGCAGAAAGACAUCAGACACUCAUGCAGGAAUGAAAGAGGAUCUGACAGAAAGACUAAAACCUUUGUGUUCCUUCUGAAUGGAUGAAUGUGCAGCUGCAGCGGUUUGUGCAACUGAAGGAAUUAACAUGCUAAACUAGCUGAAGACUCGAGUGGAAAGACUUCAGCGAACUUCAGCCUAAUCGCUAACGAGAAGAUAAAAACAAAAACAUCCUGUCCAACACAAUGAGCACCACCGUCUGGCCGACCAACCACUUCACCAAUCACACCGUCGGCACGCUGAUGCCCAACCACUCGUGUCCUCUGGAAGAGGAGAGCUUACGGCUUCCGCUGGCGGUGCUCUACUCGCUCAUCUUCCUGUUCGGCCUGGCAGGAAACCUACUGGCUUUGUGGGUCUUCCUCUUCCUGCACUCGCGCAGAAACUCUGUGCGCGUCUUCCUCAUCAACGUGGCCGUGGCGGAUCUGGUUCUGGUGGCCUGUCUUCCCUUCCGGGUGCUGUACCACUCUCGAGGGAACGUGUGGUCGCUGGGGCCGCGCAUGUGCAAGGUGGUGGGCAACCUGUUCUACAUGAACAUGUACGUCAGCAUCACCCUGCUGGGCCUCAUCAGUCUGGACCGCUACCUGAAGAUCAUCGGCGUGCGGGGCUCUCAGAGAGGCUGCGGGCCGCGCUGGCUGCGGGGGAGCCGCUGGAGUCUGGUGACCUGCGGCCUGCUGUGGAGCUGCUCUCUGGUGAUGGUGGUUCCCAUGAUCGCCAUGGUCGAGGGCAACGAGGAGGACGGGAAAUGUUUCCAUUACAAGCAGAGGAAACAUGCCCGCGGGAAAGCCUACUUCAACCUGUUCAUGGUGGCCGUGUUCUGGCUGGUGUUCGUGGUGCUGCUGGUGUCGUACGGACGGAUCGCCCGGCGACUGCUGCAAGCCUCGCGGGACAAACCGGACCUGCCCAACGCCACGCGCUACGCCCGCACCGCCAAGAAGUCCUUCGUGGUGCCGCUUCUGUUCACCAUCUGCUUCGUUCCGUAUCACGCCUUCAGGGGCGUCUACGUGGCGUCGCAGCUCAGCGAUGUCAGCUGCGAAACGCAGCGGCUCAUGGACCGCACCAACGAGGCCAUGCUGCUGCUUUCCGCCCUUAACAGCUGCUUGGAUCCCGUCAUGUACUUCAUGCUCUCAGGAUCAGUGCGCAAGGCCACCAUUCAGGCCUUUUCGCAGUUCUUCCAUUUGCACCACGAACCCGCCAGCACCAACAGCUCGACCACAGAGUUUCGAAGGGCGUCCUUGUCCCACGCCUCCACGGCGGCAGUGCUGGCCACAUCACGAGGCAGUCUGGGACUCAUUACGCCCCUCCGCCCCAAACCUGCAUGCCUUAACACCGACGGAGAUCCCUGUCCACAGACUGCUGUCCUAUCAAACUAAACGAGCAGCACCACGUGUGAUGACGAGUUUCUCAUGUCAGCCAAACUGGGCUGUGAACGGAAAAGACUCAUGGGAAACAAUGACUAGCUUGAAAUGUUUGCAUGGGAAAGUUCACUUCUGUGAGCACGUGUGGGAUAUAUGGCUGGAUACCCAACCGCAAGACAUAACUAAACAUCUGGUUUUAGAUUUUCCCUCUAACAGACAAGAAAUCAGACACAACUGUAGACAGUCAGUGUUGUUAAAACCUCAGAAUUAUUUCAAGAUAUCAUGUAUUUCAAGCAGCAUCAGCUGCAGUGAUGAACACUGACUUACACAUGAUGAAGGACGCCUCCUACUGGAGGAACAGAGUUACUGCACUCCUCUGAUGAAAACACAGAGAAACAGACCUGUUCUUAAUGUAAUCACAGGCCAGCGAUAGUUUGAUCUCACACAGACUACAUUCAGCAUGUUUUUCUGUAAAGACAGUCUGUGAUCUCAUGAACACACACAUCUGAUCAGCUGAAGCGCCAAUCUGACAAUAAUCCCACUGUAAUCACAGAUGGAUGGGACGCGUCCUGAUGGUUCAGACACUUUCUAACCAGUGACUUUUGUGAUUACUGGAUACAAGCUGUUGAAGAUCAUCUUAGACACACAACUGACUUGUCUACUUCUUCUGCGUUCCUGUAGCUCAGACUGUAAGGUCAUGGGUUCGAUUCCCAGUGAAAGCAUGAAGUAAUAACACGCACACCUUGAUUUCAAUCCAAGACGCUUUGGAUAAAAAGUGUCUGCAAAAUGCAUUACUGUAAAUAUAAACAAUAAAUAUAAAGAAUAUUUCAGACAGGAGAAUAAAAACAUAAAGCCUUA